This is a messenger RNA of Lolium perenne, 2539 nucleotides long. Its product is annotated as polyamine oxidase 1-like. Gene Ontology annotation, molecular function: oxidoreductase activity. Gene Ontology annotation, biological process: polyamine catabolic process. The record is from RefSeq and is a predicted model, not a curated record. NCBI's taxonomy places the organism in Eukaryota, Viridiplantae, Streptophyta, Magnoliopsida, Poales, Poaceae.
AAUAGCGUUCUUACUAAAUAGCGUUCGUCGAUGGACUUCAAAGUGUUCAACAGUAUCCAACAUGGUGCAUCUGGCUUUCUUCCAUCUUUGUGAAAGCGCACAGUUUCUUCAAAAUAUGCCACAUGAUUAACUACACGCUGCAUUCUCCAGUUCACUCGGGCUCCAUCAAAACUACCCAGAGAAUCAAAUAGUUUACGUUAUCCCCUUGACAUAUCAUGAUAAGUUGUUAAAUAAGAGGAACAAAGUUAAUUGGAGUGUGCUAAAACUAGCAAGAAACUGGUAGUUUGCUACAACUAGCAAGAAAAUGAAGAUUAGUGCCAGUAGCAAGUGAUAGGAAAAUUAUUAGUGCAAGUAGCAAGAAAUUUUAGACGUUCACUAAUGACGAGUGUCUUGUGUGAUAGUCUUCAUCGGUUACACCGUCUGUCAGUGGUACACCUCAAGGGUCAUAUCCAGGCUCCUCAAAUGACAUCACAAAUGGAUUUCUCAGUGGCCCUCAAAUAUAGUAUGUCAGAAACAAUAAAUUAUGUACUAGUGAGUGAUGUAUGUAAAAUUCAUACAUAAAUUUUAUAAUUUAUUGCGACAGAUUUCCACAUAUUGCAAAUACACACGGCAAAGUCACGCCUUUUCCGUGUGUAUUUCAAUCAUUAUGGCUAUAUAUCGGCAACUUUCAUUUUUUUCCGAUAUCAAGUAAUUCAUAACUUAUUUUCUUUACCGAGCAGGGUUUGGAAACGGUUCACCAAAAAGGCUCCGGGUGAGUGGAAAAGCGAGCUUCAACUUAAACAAAUACCGGUAUCUCGGCUGGGAAGAGGCUAUCGGAGGCCGGGAUCACUGAUUUUGUUAUCCUUGAGGCGACCGACCGCAUGGGUGGGCGCAUCCACAAGACCGAGUUCGCUGGGGUGAACGUCGAGAUGGGGGCUAACUGGGUGGAGGGUGUGAACGGCGACGAGAUGAACCCCAUCUGGAACAUGGCCAACGGCACCGGAGGGCUUAACCUCAGGACAUUCCGCUCCGACUUCAACCACCUCUCUAGCAACACCUACAAGCAAGAUGGUGGCCUUUACGACAAGAAAUUUGUUGAGAAGAUAAUCAAGAGAAUGGAUGAGGUGGAAGAGAGCGGUAGCGAGCUCGCUGGCACGUUGCACCACAGCGGCCAACAAGACAUAUCCGUCAUGUCCAUGCAACGCCUCACGAGCCAGAUGCCUGGCGGUCCAUCCACGCCGGUGGACAUGGUGGUCGACUACUACCAGCACGACUUCCAGUUCGCGGAGCCGCCGCGCGUGACGAGCCUGCAGAACACGCAGCCACUGCCGACGUUCAACAACUUCGGCGACGACGUCUACUUCGUGGCCGAUCAGCGGGGCUACGAGUCCGUCGUGCACCACGUCGCCGAGCAGUACCUCCAGACUGAUCCUGAGACCGGUGCCAUCGUCGACCCCAGGCUCAAAUUGAACACGGUGGUGCGUGAGAUCGCCUACUCCCCCAUCGGCGUCGUGGUUAGGACGGAAGGCGACAAGGUGUACCGGGCAGACUAUGUGAUCGUCUCCGCUAGCCUCGGUGUCCUGCAGACGGACCUCAUACGGUUCGAGCCGCAGCUGCCUUCAUGGAAGAGCAUGUCAAUCUACAAGUUUAACAUGGCGGUGUACACCAAGAUCUUCCUCAAGUUCCCCAAGAGGUUCUGGCCGGAGGGUCCCGGCACAGAGUUCUUCCUCUACGCCAGCGGCAGGAGAGGGUACUACCCGGUGUGGCAGCAGCUGGAGAAGCAGUAUCCAGGGUCCAACGUGUUGCUGGUAACCGUCACCGAUGACGAGUCGAGGAGGAUCGAGCAGCAGUCUGAUGAGCAGACGAUGGAAGAGGCAUUGGAGGUGCUGAGGAAGAUGUUCCCAGAGAAGGACGUGCCGGAAGCCACGGAGAUACUUGUGCCCAGGUGGUGGUCCAACAGGUUCUUCAAGGGCACCUUUUCUAACUGGCCCAUUGGGGUCAGCCGCUACGAAUUUGACCUCAUCCGGGCUCCUGUUGGGAGGGUUUACUUCACUGGUGAGCACACGAGUGAAAAGUACAAUGGCUAUGUCCAUGGAGCAUAUCUUGCAGGUAUUGACUCUUCCGACAUCUUGAUUAAUUGUGCCAAGAAAAACAUGUGCACCUACAAUGUCAAGGGAAAGCAUGACUAAUCCAAAGAUUUGCCAUCUAGUGAGCGAUUACAACGCCAAAAGUUAUGGUUUCCUAAACACUCAAGGAGCAUGCUUUCUGAUGUUCACCACUGCUGAUUAUUGUUCCAAGUGAUUUUUGGGCAUUACAUAUUUGGUUCUUUUGUAGAAGACAAUUGUUGUUAGGCUCAGCUUGAAGUUCUUUCCAUUUGUCCCUACGGGUUCUUUUCAUGACAGAUUAGCUAAUAUCAUAGAUUAGUUUGACCAUCGUACUAGUGAAAACAUGUUAUCCUUUAACAAAAUGCCAUGUAUGCAAAGCACAUGUUUGUUUGGUGAUCCCACUAGGGAAACAUGUUAUACUUCCUGGAACAACAAUCUUAUUUUGUGUGCCAUAA